AUGAUUGUACAUGUUCAUAUAAAAGAUCAAAUCUUUCCUAUACAGUGUGGAACUGGCUGCCAAAGGCUGCAGUGGCUGGGAGAUGUAGGAGUUUUCCGAUAUGAGCAUUUUUUUAACGUGUCUACAGGGGUCUGUAAAGCCCUUGAACUGGAGGAUGGAACUGCUUUAGAUGUAGGCAGCAUUAUAUCUGAUACAAUUCCAGAAAAUUCUCAUGUGUGGGUUGUUCUUCAAGAAGACGAAAUUGCGAAGAAGCGAGAAGAGCUAGAUGAUACCUCAUCGAAAGUGUCAUCUGUACAUGAGCCUUCUCUUUUAAGGCCAAGAAAUCAGCAAACAGCCAAAAGGAAGUAA
Messenger RNA from Blepharisma stoltei, 348 nucleotides. NCBI's taxonomy places the organism in Eukaryota, Ciliophora, Heterotrichea, Heterotrichida, Blepharismidae. The record is from the annotation of a GenBank genome assembly.